Molecule: messenger RNA, 534 nt
Organism: Oncorhynchus mykiss (rainbow trout)
Lineage: Eukaryota; Metazoa; Chordata; Actinopteri; Salmoniformes; Salmonidae
Source: RefSeq, a predicted model, not a curated record
AUGCUAUUACUAAAGAAGGCACUGUCAGAUUGUGUGAAGGACCUUCUCUGUCCAUUCCAGAAUGAGGCCAUUGACCUGGUCGCGGGUAUAGAUGCAAUGGGAUUAAUCCACGGUAACAGGAUCGUCACAACCCUUGGAAAGGGCUUUCUGGCUAUCUGCAAAGCAGGACACGCACUGUACAUACAAAUCCAGAGCCAAGAGUACAGGGACUACUCAGGCAGAGAGAAGAUGGAGGUUCACCUGUAUGUGUUAAGGCCAGGGCUCCAGAUGCUGAUAGUGGACCAGUGGAUAGAGACCGGAGGAACCAUGAAGGCUGCUAUCAAACUGGUGGAGCGGCAGGGAGCGACUGUUGUAGGUGUUGAUGCUGUGCCAAUUGAGAACAGCGAGGGAGGGAAGUGGAUCAAGGAGAAAUACAACUCUCACUGCAUCCCGGAGGAACUACAGAUUCAAAUUGACCAACAAUAUUUUGACUCCUUCCAAGAGCUUCGCCAGUUAAAUGCUCAAACUCAAUGUCAUGCAGUUCCGAGCGGGUAG